This is a messenger RNA of Phalaenopsis equestris, 1430 nucleotides long. Its product is annotated as protein MARD1-like. Bases 624 to 1250 code for a protein of 208 amino acids. The transcript has 3 exons. Lineage: Eukaryota; Viridiplantae; Streptophyta; Magnoliopsida; Asparagales; Orchidaceae. The record is from RefSeq and is a predicted model, not a curated record.
AAAUAUUUGGCGUAUCAGAACAUAGAGCUACUCCCAGCCAAGGAAGGAAGUCCCCUCUCUCUCUCUCUCUCUCCAUCUCUGGAAAGAAAAGGACCGAUUUUUAUAAGCCGCCGGUGAUCUCCAUGAUCAUGUAAUGAGUUUCUCUCUCCUGUCUCUUAGCCUGUAAAGAAAAACUCACUGUGAAACCGGCGAGGAGAAAGUGAAGCAAUUUUGCAAGGCGAAGCCAUUGUUGUCAGAAAAAUAAGAGAAAGAUGACGCCUUUUAUUUCAUUUUGGUGAUCCGAUUCUCUGGUUUUGCAAGGAUCGCAUUGGAUUUGUUCCCUUCAGCUUUUCAAUCUUUUUGCCCUGAAGAGAAAAAAGAGGCAACUUUGAAGAACUUCAGUCACUCUGCACAAAUAAUCUCCGUGAAGAACUCCAUUAAAAAAUCCAAAUGAAAUUAUUUUGGAAUUUCAUAAAUUUAUUGGAGCUUAGUCUUUAUCUCGAGCAACCAAAUGAAUCCAUUAUUGGAAAGAUGUGAUGAAGACAACUUAAUGGUUUCUUCUCUGUCUCCCUGAUUCCAACAGUACUAAAUUUGAAAACCUAGCCGUUGAAAGAAACCCUAACCCUAACCAUAACUCUAACCUAAUGACUGGUAACCCCUCUCCCUCUGCAAAGCGUUCAAGUCCCAUCUCUUCUCUCUUUGUUUCCCCCAAGCUCUGUGUGAGUUUCUCCCCAAAAUCUUUCUCUGACUCUGAAGCUAUCAUGAGCCCAACCUCCAUUUUAGAAAGCAAGCUCUUCUCCGCCAUUAACAAACCUUUCUCCACCGAAAAAAGCCAUAGAAAACCUUACUGUGGCAACGAAGACUCCAGCGCCAUAGGUCUCGCUUUAGUUGAUUCUCUUACAAAGGAGAACUUGGAGAAGAAAACCUUAAACCGAAACAGCAGAAUGGUUCUGUUCGGAUCACAGCUUAAGAUUCAGAUACCCUCUGUAAAAACCAGUUCUUGUUCUUCAGCUGUGUCUGUUGAUCAAUCUCCUCGCACUCCGAUUGAAUUCGGAAUCAAAAAUAAAAAUUUGCAACUUGCUCUGCACUCUCCUGCUGCUCUGCAGCCUUCUCCUCCCAGAAUUUUUACAGGUCGUCUUUCUCCGAAGGAAAUGGAGCUUUCAGAGGACUACACUUGUGUGAUCUCUUAUGGACCGAAUCCGAAAAAAACUCACAUCUUUGACAACUGCGUCGUUGAGAGCUGCGAGGAAGGAGACGACUUUGUGAGAUGAUUAGUGAUCUGAGCGCCAUUAAUGAGAUUUCUUGCCAUUGUUAAAAGAGCUUUCUUUGCCCAGAGAAGGGAUAUUUUUCAUGUACAGGUAGAUUAUUGAGAAUCUUUUCAGUCUCUGUUUGUUGGGGAUUUCUGAUUUUGUUCAUGAUUGAUUGGAGUUUUUGCGGACUGGCUGAUUGAA